Effrenium voratum is the source of this 2301-nucleotide messenger RNA. The record is from the annotation of a GenBank genome assembly. NCBI's taxonomy places the organism in Eukaryota, Dinophyceae, Suessiales, Symbiodiniaceae.
GGGCUUUGGGCACUUCAGCGAGCACUUCGGCCAUUCCGCCGCGGGCCGUUCGGGCGCGAUGGGGCCCUUUCUCGGUCGGAGACGCGCGCUAUGCGGCGAUGGGAGCCGCCGAAGUUGGAUGUGGUCACCAGGAAGGUGAAGAAACUCGGCCUGCAGAGCUGCUGGGCUGAAGCGGUGCGGCUACUUGCGGAGCUCCAGCGCCUUACGCAGCUGGACAUCGUGGCCUUUGGUGCUGGCAUCGGCGCCUGCAGCCGCGCGCGGGGAGGUGUUGCGUGGCCUUGGGCGCUGUGGCUCUUCGAGGAGGCCAAGGCGCUCUUUCCCCCAAGUCCGGAACUGCUGGGAGCGGUGAUCUCGGCUCUGGGCAAGGCGGCGCGGUGGCAGGAGGCGUUGAAUUUGUUCAUGCAUGAGGGGCAGGUGCCGCGGAACGCGGUGAUGUGGAGCGCCCUGGUGAGCUCUGGCCCCGCCGUGCUCGCAGGACCGCUGAUCCAGGAGGCAGCCUCGCAAGCGAUUCGGCUCGACACCAUCAGCUACAACGCAGCCAUAAGCUGCUGCGACAAAGGCAGCAGGUGGCAGAGCUCGGUGGAGCUCUGGGAAGAUCUUCGGAAGGUGGGUCUUUGGCCGCAGGUUCGGACCCUCAACUGCUGCAUUGCGGCCUUCCGCAACUGGGAGGCGUCCCUGCGGGUCUUGGGCUCCUUGCGCGUCUUGCAGCUCCAGCAGGAUGAGGUGACGCGGAACGUGAUACUCGGCGCCUGCGGAUCUCGGUGGUCUUCGGUGCUCGCGGCGUUGGAGGGCGCCUCUGGGAGCCUCAACAUCGCCCUGGCCUCCUGCGGCCGCGCAGGGCAGUGGCAGGCUGCCAUGCUGCUGUUGGACGCUGGGGAUCCAGACGAGGUCACCUUCACCAGCGCGGUGAGCGCCAACGAGGGCAGGCAGUGGCCAAAUGCCGUGGCGCUGGCACAGCGGUUGCGCUCCAGCGGCCUGCAGGUCUCAGUCCAGCGCCCCGCGCUGAACGCGGCCUGCGCUGCGCUGGGGCGGCAGCACCUCUGGCGCACAGCGCUGCAGCAGCUGCAAACCAUGGCCUUCUGCGGGGAAGCGCUUCCCAGCCUCGCUCCAGAUGCAGCGACCUUCGGCGCGGUGCUUUCUGGCUGCCGUAGCGCGCGGCAGCUGAAAAUUGCAAUGGAGGUGCUGAAGGCCAUGCGGCGCCGCGGGCUGCGCGUGUCGCUGGCGGCCCUGGGCGCGGUGGCGGCGGCCUGCGAGAGCGGCCGCAACUGGGGGCAGGCCUUUGACUUGCUUGGAGGUGCUCUGAGUGACGGCCUGGCCUUGGAUUUGUCCUUGUGCAGCUCUGUGAUGAACGUCUGCGAGGAGGGCCCCUGGAGCCGCGCGCUGGGCCUCUUUGCGCAGCUCAACAAGCACCGCCUGAGGCCGGAUUUGGGCGCCUUUGGGUCUGCGCUCAGCGCGUGCAAAGACGGCCUCUCCUGGGACAACGCGCUGCAGCUCAUGGGCCAGAUGAGCCACGGGCGUGUGCGCCACGACGUGGCCGCUCUGAGCUCUGGCAUCGCCGCCUGCGAGGCUCUGGCCUCCGAGGGCAGCUGGCAGCACGCCCUGCUGCUUCCAGGUCUCCUGGGGGCUGGGAAUGCGGUGUCCCUGGAGGCCCUGCUCCGCGUGUGCCGAUCCGUGAAGCAUGUCCCUCGGCUCCUCGCGAGCAUGAGGGCCUGUGCGUCCUCGCCCCUGAGAAAGGCCCCCGAGGCGGCGCACAGUUUGAUCGUGUUGGAGGUCUUAGCGGACCAAGGGGCGGUGGAUGGCGAGCUUCAGGCGGCCUUCGUGCGCCAGCAGCGGCCCCUCCUGGCGCGGCUGCUGGCUCUCCAAGCGACGCCACUGGAAGGCCGGGAGCCAAUUCUCGAGAGGCAGACGAGCCUGGGCCAAAGUCUCACGCUCUUCGGGGCGAUUUGCCCCUGGACCCCGCAGGCCCGGCGCGGGGCGCGGCGGAGCUCGGCUCCGGCGGCGAAGUCGGCGCCGGCGGCGGUGGAGAUCUUGGCGUGGCACGGCGCCGCGGUGGAGGUCAGUGCCGUGCCUCUGAAGUUCCUUGGGCGGCUGUGCCACUACGAUCCGAACGGAGAAGGCGCCGAUGUGCGGCGUCUGAUCCCCACCUUCGUUGGCCAUGACCGGGCAGCCCAUGCCGAACGAGUGGCGCUUUUGCGUUUGCUGAAGGCUGUGAUGGCGCCCACGUUUCACCUCUAGGGUCCCCUCCCGUUCCGCCGGUUCCUCCGUGCCCCGGGCCGGUCACCGGUCUGGGCCUAUUUGGCC